UUGGUACGUUCCAUGCAAAUGCACCCGCUCGCGCCACCACUCCUGCGUUCAAACUGGCAACCAAUGGGAAGCGAGAAGGCGGGGUUACGGCGAUGAUUGACAGCGAACUGAGCCUAUCGCGAGGCGUGGCGCCGCGGAGCCGCCGCGGGGAACCGCCGGCCUAUCAGAGGCGAGGAGGCGGGGUUACGGCGAAGAUUGACAGCGCCCGGAGCCAAUCGCGAGGCGCAGCGGCCCGUCCCUCAGCGGCCGCCACAGCCGCCGCUUUCCCCGCCCUCCGGCCGCGGCUCCGGCCCGAGACCCCGGGACCCCCUGAGCCCCCCGGGACCCUCCCGGGACCCUCCCGGCCCCACCAUGGGCUUCCUGAAGCUCAUCGAGAUCGAGAACUUCAAGUCGUACAAGGGCCGCCAGAUCAUCGGGCCCUUCCGCCGCUUCACCGCCAUCAUCGGCCCCAAUGGCUCCGGCAAAUCCAACCUGAUGGACGCCAUCAGCUUCGUGCUGGGCGAGAAGACGAGCAACCUGCGCGUGAAGACGCUGCGGGACCUGAUCCACGGCGCGCCCGUGGGCAAGCCGGCCGCCAGCCGCGCCUUCGUCAGCAUGGUGUACUCGGAGGAGGGCGCCGAGGACCGCACCUUCGCCCGCGUCAUCGUCGGCAGCUCCUCCGAGUACAAGAUCAACAACAGGGUGGUGCAGCUGAGCGAGUACAGCGAGGAGCUGGAGAAGCUGGGGAUCCUCAUCAAGGCCAGGAACUUCCUCGUCUUCCAGGGAGCAGUGGAGUCCAUCGCCAUGAAGAACCCCAAGGAGCGCACGGCGCUCUUUGAGGAGAUCAGCCGCUCGGGCGAGCUGGCCCCCGAGUACGACAAGCGCAAGAAGGAGAUGGUGAAGGCCGAGGAGGACACGCAGUUCAACUACCACCGCAAGAAGAACAUCGCCGCCGAGCGCAAGGAGGCCAAGCAGGAGAAGGAGGAGGCUGACCGGUACCAGCGGCUCAAGGACGAGGUGGUUCGAGCCCAGGUGCAGCUGCAGCUCUUCAAACUCUUCCACAACGAGGCCGAGAUCGAGAAGCUCAACAAGGAGCUGGGCCUGAAGAACCGCGAGAUCGACAAGGACAAGAAGAGGAUGGACAGGGUGGAGGACGAGCUCAAGGACCGCAAGAAGGAGCUGGGCAAGAUGAUGAGGGAGCAGCAGCAGAUCGAGAAGGAGAUCAAGGAGAAGGACGCGGAGCUGAACCAGAAGCGGCCGCAGUACAUCAAGGCCAAGGAGAACACGGCGCACAAGAUCAAGAAGCUGGAGGCGGCGCGCAAGUCGCUGCAGAACGCCCAGAAGCAGUACAAGAAACGCAAGGGCGACAUGGACGAGCUGGAGAAGGAGAUGCUCUCCGUGGAGAAAUCCCGGCAGGAGUUCGAGGAGCGCAUGAGGAGGAGAAGCCAGAGCCAGGGACGGGACCUGACCCUGGAGGAGAACCAGGUGAAGAAGUACCACCGGCUGAAGGAGGAGGCCAGCAAGCGCGCGGCCACGCUGGCCCAGGAGCUCGAGAAGUUCAACCGCGACCAAAAAGCCGACCAGGACCGGCUGGACCUGGAGGAGAGGAAGAAGGUGGAGACCGAGGCCAAGAUCAAGCAGAAGCUGCGGGAGAUCGAGGAGAACCAGAAACGCAUCGAGAAGCUCGAGGAGUACAUCGCCACCAGCAAGCAGUCCCUGGAGGAGCAGAAGCGCCUCGAGGGCGUGGGCUCAGCCCCCCAAAUCCCCUUUUUCACCGUCGGAUCGCGACAGCUCCAGGACAGUCCGACACGCUGCGAUGGGGCCGGCCCGCCGCGCUAG
Molecule: messenger RNA, 1818 nt
Organism: Vidua macroura (Pin-tailed whydah)
Lineage: Eukaryota; Metazoa; Chordata; Aves; Passeriformes; Viduidae
Product: structural maintenance of chromosomes protein 1A-like
Biological process (GO): sister chromatid cohesion
Cellular component (GO): cohesin complex; nucleus
Molecular function (GO): DNA binding; ATP binding; ATP hydrolysis activity
Source: RefSeq, a predicted model, not a curated record